ACUGUAAACAGAAACUGCUUCCUGUAGUGAAUAAUUCGAAAUAUGAGGACGCAAAUGUAAAAUUAAAUUGUAACAAUCGAGUUAGAGUUGGCUGUGUAUCACAAAUCAUAUUUAAUUUGUUGACGUAGAUUUGUGAAUGUCCACGUUAGGUAUAUUCGGGACAGAGACUUUAAUUCUGCUGCGCCGCCGUCAGUGAUUCAUGUUUUGACGUGAUUCCAAUUUUGUGACCAAUGUUUUUACGACCGAUGUGUGGCAGUAAAUUAACGAAUGAAGAUACGCGUUUAACUGAAUCUUUAUGCCAUGGAUGAGAGUGAAGUGAAGUCAAAUUGUGCCGCUGAGGAUGUUGAUCAAAGUGAAGAGGGAAAUGGUGAGAAUCAGAAGGAUGCAGAGGAAUCAUCAGAGCUGAGGGGUGGUAUUGGGUGGAGAGUUCCUGAUGAAGAAGACUCCACUGGAAGUCCAGCUCAUGAAGAGGCUGAUUCCGUAACAAGCAGAGACGGCUCCCAGAAAGUGUUUGAGAGCAUGUUCACCGAUAGUGAUGGAGGAAGCACCAUCAAAAUGAAUGAACAAUUUCAUUCAGAUGCAACACAGACAGGAGAGGAAGAGAGUACACCAGGAGCUCAUUCAGCAGAAGGAAAGGAGGACCAAGGACCUACUGACCCCAGCAGGCAAAUAACUGUCCGGUCUGAUGGUGCUGGUGUGGACAAAGACCAACCUACUGAAACAGAGGGAGAGCUAAGCGACGAAGACAGGAUGAGUGACACUAGUGAUAUUGUAAACAAUAAUGACAUACAACUGAGUCCCAGGGAGAUACCACCAGAAGAGCAGGCAUCCAGGCUAGAGACAGUGCCAUCUUCCAACAAAUUUAAGACAGUGGCCAGCUCGGGUAGUUUAUUUAGUGAGGAUGGGUAUCAGACUUUUCCUGGGGCUGAUCAGAGUCGGGAACUGUUGAAGCGCGAGGUGUACGGGCAAGAGGAUGACAGUGACAGCGAGGCCGUCAGUUCCUGUACAGACACGAGUAAUCUGGCCCAGCUCAUCGUCGAUCAUGUGCUAGAUAACGUGGUAGGAUCAAUCCAAGAUGAGAGUGAUUCUGACACACCCGUGAAAGAACUUUUAGAGAAACUGGAGCAUGAUGCUGAGAUGGAGGAGGAGUUUGAUUCCAUGGAUCAGGGAGGAGAAAAUCAGGUUACCGAGGACAAAGAGUACGCAUCAAAGAUGGAGCUGGAAUCGGAUCAGAAGCCGGACGAGGACGACAUGACUGACUUCCAGCUGGAUGAACCACAGCCUGCAGAGGAGGAAUUCAUUGAGGAGAAUGAUGGUGAGGUGAAAGAUGGAGGUGAUGAAGAAAGGGAAAGUAGACAGGAGGAGGACAACACAGUGUUUGACACAAGGGAAGGAGGAGCGUAUAAACUGGAUCCUCAGUUGUCUUUGGAAAGGAGUGAACCAGAGGCUGUCAAAAGUCCUAAAUCAGAGGAGACAAUGGAGGAUAAGCUUCUAAAAAAUGGAAGACAAGUUAGACUCAUGAAAUCAAAGGACAGUGGAGUUUCAAUGAGUUAUGCCAGUGAAAGUGACAGAAUUUUACAAUCUAGGAGUAUAGGUGCCACAAGUACAGGCAGUGAAGUAGACAGAGUCAGUGAAACAGUUCCUGAUGAGGGUAGGGAACUAGAGAGAGUCUCCUCGGACAUGGUACAGGAGUAUGACACACAGAGACCCACAGAACAAACAGAGGAGAGAGGAGCAGAGAAACCGUACGAAAACUCAUCCUCAUUCAAGGAACUUACUCCGGAGGAUAUCACAAGGGACUCUGUUAAAACUGAUGCCUCAGAGAGUGUUGUGUAUCCCAAAGACACAGGUAGUCUGGCUUACACAACUGUGUCAUCUCCAGGGUACGUGGAACCUUCCUCCAUAAACCCAGACCAAUCUUCGGUGUCAGUUAGAUCCCAGAAUGUGGAUUCAGUGUCAUACGACAGAAACAGUUCACCCGCUAGAGCUGUACAGACGCCUCCAAGAAUGGUGCUCAGGACCAAGCAAGAAUUCGCUGUCCAAGGAAACCGUCCAGAACGAGAUGCAAGUCCAAAUUUCAGGCGUCAGCAGAAUCAGAGAGAGGCUGAGAUGCUCAGGGAACAAAUGAUAUUGGACAAAGUGAGAAAAGACAUGGCAGCCAAGGAAAGAGAGAUGAGAAGACAGAUAGAUAGAGAGAUGAAUGAAAGAAUGGAAAGAGCAAGACUUGAACAAGAACUAUUAUCAACAGGAGGGGAGUACUACAGGAGUGAGAAUGACCUAUCACACAGUACCCUCGAUAGAACCGGUGAACUGGAUAGCUCAGAGUCAUCAAGGUUAAAGUACACAGACAAAGUGUCAUCUAGAUCCCCGGUGAAUGCUGCGUCAGUCAGCAUGUCAGUGAGGGGUUCCUCCGAUGUAGGGAUGUCUGAGGACGACCUAAUUAGAAGGUACCAGAGGGAGCUGUCUCGAUCAGAACAGAGAGAGCAGAGGCAGUAUGAUGUCAGCGGAAUAGACACGUACGCGACUCUGCAGAACCCCCGGGGUCAACACGACAGUCUGUCAUCUGAAGAGCAGCAUCGGUUAGAGGGAAUGUCUUAUGCAGACAUGAGUCGACAUGACAGUGCACUCCCAGCAAGCAUUUACUCCAGCUAUAACAUCCCUCCUCCUCAGUAUAAUGUGUCCACUUCAUUUGGAGCUCAAAAUUCGAGCCACACUUCAUCAGAUUUAGAAGCCCCACCCCCUAAAUCUGGGUCUGUGCCUCCAUUCAAGACACUUCAUGAACAGCAGAUGGGUUGGAUGAGAAUGUUUAAGACUAUUGAGGAACAACACCACAAUGAAUUAAAAAACCAGUAUCGACAGCAUCAAGAAACCAUCUUCUCCAUGCAGCAUCAUUUAGAGAGUGAACUGUUAAACCAGCAACAAAUACUCAAACAGAGGCUGUCUGCCCAUAAAGAGGCUCUGUCACAGAGUGUGAGUCCAAUUAAGCCAAACCAGGAUCGGAGACUCGAUCACAGUGAACUUACCAAUACUAGUCAGAUGUUAGAGAGCACCAGGGUAGGGACAGAUAACUCUUACAGAAAACCGACCCAGAAAUCCUCCCCAAGGUCCAGACCGUUAGAUCGCUCCCCUGCUAGGGAGAGGCACUCCACUCCUCCCUGGAAGGAAAUCUACAGAGAGAUUCGUGGGAAGGGAAUCGACAGCGACCGGGAGACGGAAGAUAAUGAAGAGGAGACAACUCCGAUCAGGCGGUCCCUGGAGGAGGAGUUCAUGUCUCCGUCGUCCACGAUGAGGCAGCCGCUGGGGGAGGAAAUCAGACCCCCACCCCGGAAAUCUUACAAUCCACCCCCCAGUGAGCUUCCCAGGGGUGGGGUGUUCAGCAGUCCCAUGCCCAUUCUCAGGAAAGCCAAUGUGUCUCAGAGUUCAUCCAAAAGUAGGAGUCCCAGACAACCUGAUAGGAGUUCACCCAGGGUUGCCGUAGGAGACGACCUUUCACACCGAGAUGACAGCAGAUUAUUGGACAGUCGGACACAGGAGAGUUCAGCUGAUGCUCCCAUAGACAGCUUGACAUCAGAUGAAUUCUCAUCUCAAAGUUACAGAGCAAAUCUUCGAGAGAAACACGCCAAGCACUUGUCAGACCUUAGAGAGUAUUAUGAACAAGAGAUUCUGGAAUUACGUGGAGCCUUAUCCCGAUCUGAUGACAUCACCAAUAGGUCACCAUUCAAGCGUGUCGCCAGCGAGAACCAAGCUCUGAUUACGGAGAACCACUCACUGAAGCAUGCUAACGAAGAAAUGGAGAGUCAGCUUAAUAUACUACUGAGAGAGAAGAGAGAACUGGAACAAAAGGUUCACGGCCUUGAGAGACGGGCUAGUGAAUAUGCGGACCAUUAUAAGGAAGCCCAGGACAAGAUCUCAACUUUCCGUAACAAAGUGGAGGAACUUCAGUACCAGAACCGAACUCUGGAAGACCAGAACCAACAUCUGGAUUGUCAGUUAAAGAAUCAGACGGAUGCCCUAAAACAUUAUAAAAAAGCUCAAGAUGAACAAAUGGAAAUGAUGCAGAAAGACAGGAAUGCUUAUCACAAGCUUGUUGAUAAGCAUGAGAGUUUGGAGAGAGAAUUCAAUGUGUUGAAGGAAUCCUUCAAUGUGACAGAAAACAAACUGUAUGAUGCUCGAUCAGAGGUCGUGGAAUUGAACAGAACUGUAUCAAAACUAGAGCUGGAGAACAAGAGACUGGGACGAGAGAACGAUAACCUGAGACACAAGCUGACACAGAGUGCCAAUGCCAUGUCAAUACAGGGACAUUUUGAUGAAUCUUAUGGCAGCCCUGGCCGACUUUGUCACCCAUCUCCUGACAGAGACGUUAGCCAUCGGAUACCGUACGGCACGUCAGCGGAUGAAACAGAGAACCCAGUCACUCACUCCCGCAGCAGGAGUCAGGAGAUUCCUUUACGGAGUAUAGCAGAUGACAGAGAGGUCAGGUCACAGGGUCGUGAUCGCAGCAUCAGCUCAGAGAGAAAAAUAGAGAGCAGGGUGAGGGAAGAUAGCAGGGAACGACGACCAAAAAAUACCUGUAACACUUACGCUGAAGUCGAGGAAAUGGAAAAAUCUCGACAGAGACCCAAAUCUGCCCCUGAUUCCAGAAGCACCCCAGACAGGAGGGGGAGCCCCGGGGUAGAGCAGACCUCCCCUGUACUGAGGGCGGAGAGAGAGCUGUAUAAACUUAGGGAGAUCAUGAGACAGGCCGACAAAGCCGUGGAGUCUGCUUCUCCUCCGCAGCCAAAACUACAGAAAAAAUUCUACGGCAGCGAGUCGAGCCUGUCUGUUAAUAGAUCUGACUCUGGGUCAUCAAUCAAUAAGUCUGACUCAUCAACCAGUCCCAAAAUCAGGAAAAAUAAAUCAGUCGGCACCUCUUCUGUGAGGUCUCAGAAAGUGAGAUCAUCCAAAUCCUCAAGAUAUCCAGAAUCUAUUUCCAACACAACACCAUCUAAAGCGAAAUUCGAGACAAGCCCUGGUGAAUUUGACAGUCCGACACGAUUUGAUAUAAGGGUUAAGGAGAGGUCAUCUAGCAGUCGACAGCACAGUGAUUCUAUGCCCACUAGAGAUACAGGGUCCAAACCACGACAGAGUCCUGCUCACAAGGAUAAACGAAACGGGGAGGUCAGAGGCAGCAAAGGAAGCAGGGACAGAAACUCACAAAAAGCAGAGAAAGACUCGCCUGUUACCAAUGGAACUAUAGAGAGCACACUGAGUAGAGUGAGGGAGGGGGACUAUGUGUCAAGGCCAGAGUGGGAGGAUAUCUACACAUCCAUGGCCAAACCAAAGCCAGACGCCAAAGUCACACCCGUAAAACAAACAGUGAAGAACCACCUGAAUACGAUAUCAGAUCUGGAGACUCGAUAUGAUGAAUUACAAACCGAGAAAAAAACACUUGAAUCACAGCUCAGCCGAGUGCCAUCUCAUGGAAAGGGGAGACAACAAAAGGAAACCAUUGAAGAGAAGCUGGAUGAGGUAGAGAAGGAGCUAGGGUCGGUGCGGAUGUCCCUAAAGAGAUACCACGUGUUGAAGACGUCUAUAUAGUCAGAAUAGUUCACGGUCCAUACGGGUCUUACUGUAGAAAUAUUGUUAAGCUUGACGAUACCUGGAGAGGUAGCAGGUCAGUAAAUUGUGAGGAGGAAUGGAACUGUCAGUCUCUGACAGGAGUUAAAGGGACAGAACUCAACCUCUGUCCACUAGUACAUCUGCACCAAAAGUGUUCCUGUCUGUAAAACCUGAGCCCAGUAUAAAACGUCUGGUGAUCUAGAAUUCAGUAUACACAAGGGACUUUUAUGUAUUCACCUGUUUUAGAUAUGCUAUGGUUAUUUAUGUUUGCUGGUGUAGGGGAAAUCAUUUGUUGAAGAAAUUUGUUAUUGUCUUGUAGGUAAAACUUGGUUGUUAAAAUUUAUGAUUUUAUAAGUAAAAUUUACUAAUGAUAAGUGUUUCAUUAAUGGGUAAAAUUGGGAACCCAAAUGAGAUUUUACAAAAUGAAACCAUCAAAGAAAAAAACUCUAAAAAUGAGUGUGUAUCUCAGAUUCCAGUUCCUGUCAUUAGUGGACUCUGAUCCCUAAAGAGUGGAUGUAAUAUUGCCAGUUGAAGCUAUAUAAUAUCAUUACUAUUUUUUUUUAUAGUAUGGAGCUCUUGUAUUUGAUUGUACAUGUAUCAACAUGACACCAAAAAAGGAGAGACAAUUGUAUGAUAUGCAGUAUUAUGUUAUUUUGCCUAUUAUUGUGAGGUGUACAAGUAUUCAGUUUCUUUUUAUAGGUUAUUUAGUCUAGUCCAGAUUUGUUAUUUAUUUUAUUUUAUUGUCACAGUUUAAAGAAUGAUGGAUACACAUGUGCUGUAUUAUCAAUAGCCCUUGUAGUAGAUAAGAUUUAUUUUGAUGCACAUUUAAUGUUGAAAUGGUUGCUAUUUGAUUGAUAUUUAAAACUUCAUUUUUUUAAUAUAAGAAAAAUAUUACACACCUAUUUACACCUAUAUAGAAGGACAAAAGCAAGUUUAUUGUUCUGCAAGACACUUUUUCCUGAUAAACUAUAAACUUGCUUUGUCCACAUAGUCAGCAGACAUGCUGAGAUCAGAAAAUUUCCAAGAUGAAACAUGAAAAUGCAGUGCUGCCAGUGAAUGGUUAAGUUAUAAUUUCAUCAUAAAGAAACUUUUCAAUGGUAGAAGCUGUUUAGAAAAAAGUACAAGUAUUGUCAGUCCCUUUUUUAUUUAGAGAAAAAUACACAAAGGUAUAAAUACAAUUUCUUUUGAUUUAAACAUCUCAAAUUCAAUAUGCAAAAGAAUCCAUCUUAAAUGUUUUUCAAGCAAUAAAAUUUUUGAAAGUUCCUUAUUUUUUUUUUUUUUAAUGAAAGCUCAAAUGAACUUUUCAAACAACUUAGAAGAAAUGGUGAAAUUGCUUUAUUUGGGAUUAAAAUUUAUUGUUAUUAUUUAAAGACAUAAAAUGAAUUAUUAUAUUGAAUUUAGUAUGAACGUUGCCUCCGUAUGUAGUUUAGCAUGUAUUUUAUCUCUUCUAUGUAUGUCACCAUUGUCCUAGAACAUAUGCUAUUUUUUGAUAUUUAUACACCACUUGCUUCUUUAAAAUCAUUCCAAACUGUCCGUCCAUCCAUACUGUAUGAUGAUAUCAAUCAGAUAUAUUCCUUAUCUGCACAUAAUAGAGAAGAAGCUAGUAUACACAGGAAAUCAGAUCUUUGUUAAUUCAUUGUGAACAAACAGAUUAUAUAUUCUAAAUGGCACCAAAUAUUUAAUCACAUCUCUGUAAUUUAUGUAUCAUUUUCUAGAAAUAAAAAGUCACAUGGUCUUGGU
Molecule: messenger RNA, 7338 nt
Organism: Saccostrea cuccullata (small rock oyster)
Lineage: Eukaryota; Metazoa; Mollusca; Bivalvia; Ostreida; Ostreidae
Product: trichohyalin-like
Exons: 18
Coding region: 301-5577 (1758 amino acids)
Cellular component (GO): centriole
Source: RefSeq, a predicted model, not a curated record